Messenger RNA from Penicillium salamii, 1398 nucleotides. Lineage: Eukaryota; Fungi; Ascomycota; Eurotiomycetes; Eurotiales; Aspergillaceae. The record is from the annotation of a GenBank genome assembly.
AUGACGACUCAAGGUUACCUGGACCGCUAUCGCCAAUUGAGCACUCUGGAUCAGCAGAAGAACGAGUUUAUCGAGGAACUACUUCAACGAGUAACCGCUUUAGAGAACUCUUUCCAACAAGAAAAACUUGACCAUGAGCGUGAGACCCGAUUCAAUCGAGAUAUUCAACUCCAUGAGAUGGAGUUAAUGGACCAGAUAUCGUCAGUCAAGAAUAUGAUGGACCGAGAACCAUUCGUCGUUUUACUUUUAGAUGGCGAAGGCAUUAUGUUCAAGGACGAGUUCUUGCUACUAGGAGAGCAGGGUGGACGCAACGCCGCCAAACAACUUUGGAAAUCACUCCAAAGCUAUGUCGCAACCAACCUACCCACGAUCGCCGAGCCGAAGAUAAUGACCAAAAUCUAUCUUAACGUGAAGGGACUGUUGGACACUUACAAUCGUGGUGGAAUGACGGUGGAAAUAUCCACCAUCAGUGACUUUAUUCGCGGAUUCAAUGAGAGUGCCUCUUUCUUUGAAAUCGUGGAUGUUGGGACUGGUAAGAACAAGGCGCACGAUAAAAUCAAGGAGGCCUUCAAGCUCUACUUAUACAACUGCCAUUGCCAUCAACUGUUCUUAGGCUGCCCCUCAAAUGAAGAAUAUGCCGGAUCCCUCAGAGAAUUGAUCUCUGGGGCGAACUAUAAGGGCAGGGUCUCGCUGGUUGAAGGCCUGCCACUUGAGAAGGAGUUCGAUGACUUUAGACAACAGGAUUAUCGAAUCACCCAGUUCCCGGAUGUGUUCCGGUCCACCAAGAUUGUGCCAAGUGUACCGAGCUGGACUGCCCCUUGGAAAAGCGCAAUUCCUUCCCGGACCCUACUCACUCCUUCACCGACUCAACAAUUUCAGACACCUGCACCGUUGUCACGAACCUCCACCAGCACCAGUGUGUCAAAUCUGGGGGUGCCGUUAGCCCCAGUCACCAAUAAGCCCGACCCGUCUGAUUUCCAGGUCGUUCGUCCCAAAGUUUUGGGCGCAUAUCCCCCAAAGACCGUGGAGCGAAACAAGUACGGUCAACGUGUUGAUCGACUGGACUUCAAGAGUAUUCCUCGCGAUGACCUUAAUAAGUUGAAAAAGCUUAAGCUUUGCAAUUAUCACUUCUUGCUCGGCGAAUGUCCCAACGAAGAAAGCUGCUAUCAUGACCAUGAUCGCAAAUUGUCCCGCCAAGACCUUCAUAUUUUGUCUGCAAUUGCCCGCAUGACGCCUUGCCGUUUCGGACUAGAAUGCGACGACGUUGAGUGCAUCUAUGGUCACCGUUGCCCCCAGAGCGAGCCCGGUAAAAAGACUUGUUUCCGAGGCGACAGCUGUCGGUUUGAGCCUGUGGCACAUGGAAUCGAUACCAACAUUGUCAAAGUUACCAAAAUCUAA